Molecule: messenger RNA, 1884 nt
Organism: Boleophthalmus pectinirostris (great blue-spotted mudskipper)
Lineage: Eukaryota; Metazoa; Chordata; Actinopteri; Gobiiformes; Gobiidae
Gene: dnaaf1
Product: dynein axonemal assembly factor 1
Molecular function (GO): protein binding
Source: RefSeq, a predicted model, not a curated record
UUUACAUUUAAGAAAAUGGGAGACGAAAUUGAAGUAAAACCUCAAACAGAAGAAGUGGAUUUAAAAUUACAAUCUAUUUCGGAUCAAAAUACAGCCAACCCGGCACAAAAGAACAAUGAAGAUAACACAGCAAAACAACAGCAAAGUAUGAACCAAGAAAAGAAGAAGGAAGAAUCUGGACCGCGGAUCACCAAAAAAUUCCUCAAGGAUCAUUGUAGGCAACACAAACUUUACUUCACACCUUACCUGAAUGACACAUUAUACUUGCACUUCAAGGGCUUUUCAACCAUUGAGAACUUGGAGGAAUACACUGGACUGAAGUGUCUUUGGUUGCAGAGCAAUGGUCUGCAACGCAUUGAGAACUUGGAUGCCCAGACUGACCUGCGCAGCCUCUUCCUUCAGCAGAACCUCAUCUACAAAUUGGAAAACCUGGAUCACCUCAAGAAACUCUGCACUUUGAAUGUUUCCAACAACUUCAUUCAGACCAUAGAGAACAUCUCCUCUCUUCCAGACCUCAGCACGCUUCAGAUAGCCCACAACAAGCUUGGAUCUGUGAAGGACAUAGAUCACCUCAGUGAAUGCCCCAUCAGCAUGCUGGACAUGUCUCACAACUUGUUAAACGACCCUGAGAUUCUCACAGUGCUGGAGACAAUGCCAGAUCUCAGAGUGUUGAAUCUUAUAGGGAAUGAGGUUGUGAGGAAAAUCCCAAAUUAUAGGAAGACCCUGAUUGUGCGUUUGAAACAUCUCACCUUUCUGGAUGAUCGUCCUGUAUUUCCCAAGGACAGGGCUUGUGCUGAAGCUUGGGCGUCAGGGGGCUUGGAAGCAGAGCGCAUGGAGAGGGAGCAGUGGGAGUCCAGAGAAAGGAGGAAAAUUCAGGAAAGCUUGGAUGGAAUGGUGCUGAUACGGCAGAGGGCCUUGGAGAGAAAACGCCAACGUGAGCAACAAGAAGCAGGGGAUACUCUUGAUGAUGUGGAUGGAGAAGAGAACCCACAUGAGAAUCUGCCACUGAGCUCGGAGAAAAAUGAAAAACUAGAGGCAUUUGUGCAAGGCAGCCUGGACGCCCAUGAAGAGUUUUUACAGAGUCAGGAAGACAACCAGCAAAACAUGAAACAAUCUGAAGCUGAAGAUAAAUUACAAGUAAGAAUGGACAUCAAUGAAGACCAGAUGGAGAACGAUAGCAAAGGCCAGUUGGAUAGCCUGAUAGAAGAAGUGAACACUGAGAAUUUGGCACAAAACGAAAAGUUGGACGCUGAAAAGUUGGAGACUGAAAAGUUAAAAGCCGAAAAUGUCAUCAAAUGUCAGUCAAUCAAUAUGGAAGGGGAAGGAUAUGAAGAGAAAAAUGUGAAGAUGCAGCCUCUUCAGACCAAGGACCAUCACAGUAAAUCUGAUGGAGUUAUGUCACUAAACCUCCCAGGGCAUUUAGUCACAACAAUGGAAAACAUUGAUGAUCUUGAAACCAUCCACCUUACCAUGGACCAGCGACUGUCCAUAGACGAUCUGCCAGAUUUGGAGGAAGCAGAGCCUGAAGAUUUCAUGGCAGCGUUCUCCUCCUCACAGCCUGUGUCCAAACCAAAAAUAGUGAUGCUGUCCGAUACGGAGGAUGAAAAGUUUGGACCAGUUGCCAGUUUUGAGCCGAGAAAAAAAGAAUUGCUUGGUGAAACAAAGGAAAAAGCAUUCCCACUACUGGAGUUGAAAUGUGGAGACACGACUGAACCACUAUUGUUGCAACCGAACAUGGAACCAAUGAAGCAAGCCCCUGCACCACCCUGUCUGAUUGAAGAGCUGGACUGAACAUUAGAAAUUAUAUUAACUUACUAAAACACACAGUUUUAAGCUGUUUUAAAUUAAUCAAUUAACACAUAUUUCUUACAACACGUGUGGUAC